This is a messenger RNA of Dermochelys coriacea (leatherback sea turtle), 9412 nucleotides long. It is a transcript of the gene SLC45A4, whose product is annotated as solute carrier family 45 member 4. The coding region runs from base 565 to 2925 and encodes 786 amino acids. NCBI's taxonomy places the organism in Eukaryota, Metazoa, Chordata, Testudines, Dermochelyidae. The record is from RefSeq and is a predicted model, not a curated record. Gene Ontology annotation, molecular function: sucrose:proton symporter activity. The transcript is spliced from 8 exons. Gene Ontology annotation, biological process: transmembrane transport. Gene Ontology annotation, cellular component: membrane.
AAGCGUUGCAGGGAGACGGUUUCCGAGGAGCCCGGUAUUAAAGCGGACGCUGCUGCCCGCACCCGUCCGCGCCGGCCCGACCCGACUCGCCCCCGGGGACUAGCCGGGCCCCAGCCGCGCCGCCCCGCCCCGCCCCGACCGACCCACCUGCCGGAGCCAGCCAGCCACCCCCUCCGCGGCCACAGGGCCAGGUACCGGGCAGAGGGGGAGACCCGGCGGCAGAUUAAUCAGCCACUCGAUGGGGAUUAACAGUGGAGCACCUUUUUGUGUCGCCUUUCCACCUCUACGUAGCAAGAAUAACAACUUCAGCACUUUGUCAAUAAUAAUUAUGAAACUGAUAUUAACUGAAUGGCAAUUAUGGAUUUUUAACUCUAAUUCACAGUAAACUAGCAAGCCAUAUGUUGAAAUUCCUACUAAGUAGCUUCCUGUUCUUUGUUUCAUACCUAUCUGUACAAGGUGGAAUAUAAGCAUUACUUGCAUCAGGAACAUAACAGAAGUUGAAAGAGAAGACAUCUUAGAGAGAUGAUAGUAUUAUUUAUAGAGCUAUAAUAAAUAUAUAUUUUUAUGGUAAUGAAAAUGGCUCCCCAGAAUGCUGACUCAGAAUCUAUGCAAGUUCAAGAGCUACCUGUGACAGAUCUUCAGAAACCAGCAAACAAAGAGAAUGAGAGUAGGGAGGAGACUAUUAGUGAAGGAUCCAUAAACCGGAUACCAAUACGCCUGUGGGUGAUGCAUGGCGCAGUGAUGUUUGGCAGAGAAUUCUGUUAUGCCAUGGAAACAGCAUUGGUAACCCCGGUAUUGUUGCAAAUUGGUCUUCCUGAACAAUACUACAGCCUCACUUGGUUCCUUAGCCCCAUCCUGGGCCUGAUCUUCACUCCACUCAUAGGUUCGGCUAGUGAUCGCUGCAGACUGAGCUGGGGCCGCCGGCGGCCUUUUAUUGUUGCUCUCUGCAUUGGUGUCCUCUUUGGUGUUGCACUUUUCCUUAAUGGCUCUGUUAUAGGUCUGGCCAUUGGAGAUGUGCCAGACAAGCAGCCCAUUGGCAUAGUUCUCACAGUGCUUGGAGUGGUGGUAUUGGAUUUUUGUGCUGAUGCAACAGAGGGGCCAAUUCGGGCCUAUUUACUGGAUGUGGUGGAUAGCGAAGAACAAGACAUGGCACUCAACAUCCAUGCCUUUUCAGCUGGUCUUGGAGGAGCCAUUGGCUAUAUGUUAGGAGGGCUGGACUGGAUGCAGACCUUCUUGGGUGACCUUUUUAAAUCUCAAGAACAAGUACUUUUCUUUUUUGCAGCCAUUAUUUUCUCUGUCUCUGUUGCUCUUCACCUUUUUAGCAUUGAAGAAGAGCAGUAUAACCCUCAACAAGACAGAAUUGAAGAUGAAGCAGAUACACUUUCUAGUGUUAAGCUUAGUGGCAGCCUUCCACCUCUGAAUCGACUGAAUGUAAUUAGCGAGGAAGAUCCCUAUGGGACCUCUGUGUACCCAGAGGAAGUUCAGUCAGAGCAGGACCUCAAUAUGGAUUUCCUUGAGGUGGACAUUGUAAGGAGUAAGAGCGAUUCUGUUCUGCACAUGCCAGAUGCCACUCUGGAAAUCGAAUCAGAGCUGCUUUUUCUACAUGACAUUGAGCCCUCCAUUUUUCAAGACCCUUCAUACCCAAAUACUCCCCUCAGCACCAGCCAGGAACUUCUGAAGUGCAAAUUUAACCGCCUCUCUGCUUUCCUCAGGGAAAAUGAAAAAGAGGAGAUGUUGCUUGAUAAUCACUUGAAUGAAGCCAAAGUCCCAAAUGACAAUGGCUCCCUACCAAAAGAUCUCCUCAAUGGACAUGCUAGGAUUGGCAUGAAGCAAUCUAGUACUUCAAACUCCGUGCACAGGCGAAGGCACAUGUUCUAUCGUCAGCCAUCUUACACCUUCUCCUACUAUGGCAAAAUAGGUUCUCACCGCUAUCGUUUCCGACGGGCCAAUGCCAUUGUCUUGAUCAAGUCCUCCCGCAGCAUGAAUGAUAUCUAUGACAUGCAGAAGAGACAACGGCAGAGAUACAGACACAGGAAUCAGAGUGGCACAACAAAUUCUAGUGGAGACACUGAGAGUGAAGAAGGGGAAACGGAAACCACUGUCAGACUUCUGUGGCUGUCUAUGCUAAAAAUGCCCAAUGAGCUCCUGAGGCUUUGCCUUUGUCACCUCUUAACCUGGUUUUCCAUCAUUGCUGAAGCAGUGUUUUAUACAGAUUUCAUGGGACAGGUCAUCUUUAAAGGGGAUCCCAAGGGCCCUUCUAAUUCUACUGAACUGCAAGCCUACAAUGCCGGAGUUCAGAUGGGCUGUAGGGGCUUGGUCAUUUAUGCUGCGACUGCUGCUGUUUGCUCAGCUUUACUACAAAAAUACUUGGACAACUACGACCUUAGUAUAAAGGUGAUCUACAUUCUGGGCACACUGGGUUUUGCUAUUGGAACUGCAGUGAUGGCUAUGUUCCCCAAUGUGUACGUGGCUAUGAUAAUGAUCAGCACUAUGGGAAUAGUCUCUAUGAGCAUAUCCUAUUGUCCUUAUGCGCUUUUAGGACAAUACCAUGAUAUUAAACAGUAUAUUCACCACAGCCCUGGAAACUCAAAGCGAGGAUUUGGCAUAGACACUGCUAUCCUUUCGUGCCAGGUUUACAUCUCCCAGAUUCUGGUGGCCUCAGCACUUGGUGGAGUGGUGGAUGUAGUAGGCACAGUCCAGGUUAUUCCAAUGGUGGCAUCAGUAGGCUCCUUCCUGGGCUUUUUGACAGCUACAUUCUUGGUGAUUUAUCCCGAUGUCACGGAGGACCCAAAGGAAGAACAGAAAGGACUGAGCCCUCCAGAGACCACCGAAAGCAAUGGUGUGGAUGCAGAGAAACCAACUGCUAUAAAGCUCUCGCGUAAAGGGGCAGCCUCGUCAGAAUUGGAAAGCGAGUCAAUAGUUUGAACUGGUCAUUGUUAUUUAUACACAUUCCAAGCAGUUCAGGUGCAUGAAUGAGGACAUUCUUAAGGAAAAAAUUCUGACUCUCUUCAGUAGUUACUUUUUGCUUAAAUUGCAGCAAAAAAUGGCUCUUUCAUGCAAAAACGUAGAUGAAAUUCUGUAGUCCUAGGAUAGGUUUGAACAGAUAGCUAUUACGCUGAUUGCUUUCUCUACAAUUUAGAAAUUGUCACUUCUGAACACUUUUUAAAUUAAGAACACAGUUAGAUUUCAAAUAUAUAAAUCUGCAGGUACAUUGUUCGUUCUUGCAUGUUUUUUAAAAUGUCAUGACAGAUUCACAGUAUAUACAAUUAGCAGUUUAGAAAAAUGACGGUUGCUUGCAAUUUUUAGACUGUAAUUGAAAACAAAAGCUAUUUUGACCAUAGGCUUCGCUAAUUUUUUUGUCUGAACAUUUCAGAUCUUGCUAAUGUAAUAGGUGAAUCAGAUGUGGUGACGCCUUUCUCUCUUUUUUUUUUUUUUUUUUUUUUUUUUUUUUUUUUUUUUUUUUUUUUCCCCUGUAGACACAAUAUUUGGUUUGACAGCUACAAUUUUUUAACAUUUGUUUGGAUUUCAUCCUAUUUUAGUGGGUGCAAUUACUACCAAGUAUUUUUCUUUGCAAUUACUUAUGUUUUAAAAAAGCAAUACCUACAGUUUAAGAGAACUGCUGUCAAUUCUUUUAUUCAAACUGUUCAACAAAUCUGUUCCCAAGUACUGCCGCUUGUCAGAAAUUGAUGGUAUUGCGUGUAUGGUUUAGCUGCUGAUGGAAGUAACAGCAGCUGGGAAGGUGAUCAGCACUUGCAGCAAGCAUUUGCAGUGAGUGCAGAAUUUAAUGAGCGGCACUGGAACAUGCUGUGACAAUUUUAGCAGGGAGUUUUGCAUGUUGAACUUACUACGGUUGAUUUUUCUCUCGGCAUUUAAAACUGAUCAUCUCAUUUUGAUGAAACUGCAAUGGAGAAGGGAAUUUCAUUCAGUUGGCUUCAUGGAAUUGAUGUGAGGAUUCUCUUUAGAGGGGAAGGAGGUUGUUGAUUGCACUUCUAUGAUCCUUUAACCUUCUGGCUGGGAAUCACAAUAGUAUAGUCAGUGUCAGUACAACAAGGUAAACCGAAGGCCUACCUCUAUAACUUUAUGCCAUAGUCUGGUUAUAUAAAAAUCUGUGUCAGAAAGAGCUUUGGUUCUUAAAAUCCAAUCCAGAAGCAUGUAAUGCAGUUCCUGUCCCUACACAGGAGUUGUAUACUGGAGCUCUUUUGAGCUGCUGUCCUGAUUCCUUCAGUCUGACCUCAUUACCCUCUUGCAUAAUACUGGAUUCAGGACAUAGCUGCAGUGCAAAGAAAUUUCCUGAGAAGAGCGAUAGGAAAGAUAACUAUUUUUAACUUAAAUGCUUAACUGAAUUUUUAGCAAUGCCCAAAACCAUGGAUAGCUGUAACUCAGAUGCAGCAGCCUUUUAAAAUGUCUUUAUAAACAAAACCAACAAACUUCCGGUCCUUACCUUUAUAAGAAGUGUUCAUAACUCUAUUUACUCAUUUCCAGGUGGAACAGAAGAGGCUACAGCAAGUUCACAGGUUUAGUCAAGCAAAUCCAGACCACUGUUGUAAUAUUUCUGCCGCCUCAAACUCAUUAAAUAGUCGCAGUACUUUAGAAUGCGUGUCUGAAUCAUGCUGCAGUAUAGUCAUUCAAAAGCAAAGUAUAUAUAUUUCAAAAUGAAAAGCUGUUUUUAAUUACUUGAAUUGUAAGUGUAUUUAAGAGAAUAUAUAUUCUGGUGGAGUUGAGGCUAACUGGCCAUCUUGCCAAUGUCAUUGAUAAAUUACUGAUGGCAUCAUAUGUUUUCUUCUUAGCUGAAGGAUUUUAGGCAGUACUCAUGUCUCCCUCUGGCGGGCAUGAAUAUACUGUUUUUACAUUUGAAUGCUAUGAAAUUCCAUCAAGUACACAGAAUUGCACAGGACUCUUGUUUGAAGUGUGUUAAGGAAAAGAAGUCUGUUUUUUUGUGUUUGUUUGUUUUUUGUUUGUUUUUUCUCUGUGAAUAUUUUUAUUAUUAGAACACUUCUGAAUUUUGUGUUCAGACAGGAGACUAAUACUACUGAAGCAUUUAAGACCUUAUUGAAGAAAUCAGUUGCUAGAAAUAUUUCUCACUGAACUCUUGGAGUGAGUUUUAUCAUCUCUGUGUAUAUAGUCUAGUAGGCUUCACAUAUAACCGAAAUGCAGUGCUGUUUCACCAUAAAACUGGCAUUCCUGUGAAAUACAAACCUAAUUGUACAGUUUUAAAGUUUGGCAUCAAUAUUUUAUUUUAAAAUACUCUAAGGAUUCUGCUUCUUUGUUAAACGGACACAGUCAGUAGAUCUUAGUUACUGACACAUAAAACAAGUUUUAAAGUUACCAUUGCGUGUGAGAUUUGUCUAUCAAUUUAAUCUUUCAUACCAAUCUGGUCCUUUUCCCUCUUGACAGAUGUUUCACUGGAUGUUGUUUAAAUUAGCAUUACCCAGCAUAGCACUUUCUUGAGCCAAAAUGUGCACUGGCAUCAUAAGCUGGUGACAAUUUAGCUUUGGAAAGAACAGUUGGCUGCCUCUUGCUACAUAGUGAACAGAGGGAUCAUAAAACUUUGCUUUUUGGAGCUGGGCACAUGCACAUUUACUCCAGCCCCCCACUUCCCCACACAGACCUCUAAAAGAGGGAGGUGAAGGUUUGGUUGUAGGGUGGAGCUCAGUUUCAGAUCCCGAGGAUUUCAAUCAGGUCAGAUGAAUUUUGUGCUGGCCAGCCUUUACCAAGCCUCUUUCCUAAGAAUUGGAGACUAGAAUGUGCACAGUUUGGGCUGGGAAAGCAUUGUUUAGAUUAUCACAUUAAAAUGUAAACUAGCUAUGCUGCUUUGUAGCACGACGUUUUACUGCACUGCAGCAAAGUGAAGGUCCCAGGGAAACAAUCAUUCAGUGUAAACACGUUUGUGUCCUGCUGGCAAUACUUCAUGUUUGGGUAGCCCUGCCUAGGCCUUCAAAGACUUGCAACCAUAGUAGCUAGUUCCACUGCCUAGCCAGGUUAUGGAGCCUGACGAAAUUAAAGAUGCUUUUCAGCUUUGGACGUGGACAGGUUGCUGCUUAGUGAUGAUUAUCGGAAGUUUUUAAUUCUAGAGCUCUUCGAUUUUUGAGAGAUUCCCUUUGUAGCCCAGGCUUUUCCAUGGGGUAGGUAACGUAUCCCUUAUCUUCAACUGCAAAGAGAUUGUUACUUUAAGGUUGCACUAGUCAAACCCAUCAAAGUGUAAUCACCUUAUUUCUUAUUGUGGAAUUGAAGGGAGGAAAAAGCUGAGGGAGUUGUUUAACUUUCUGGUGACUCUAAAUAGUGUUUAGGUAUGCCAUUAUUACUACUUAGUCCACUUCAUCUUGUGUAUGCUAUCAAAUAAGAUGCAUACUGUAGCAGGUUUAAGUUUUGGUAGUUUAAUUCUUCCUGUAUUUCUCUUUAUCACAUAAUAUGUUACAUCCACUGAUUAAAAAUCUGUUUCUUGAUAACACUUGACAGCUUUAGGUUCAUGUUCUUAAAAGGUUAAAUUAGUUAAAAGUAUCUCUUUGCAUCAGAUAUCUGGUUGCUAGGCAUCAAAUCUAGCAUUAUGCUGCGUAAAGUCAGAGAGGCUUAAACAUAACCAUUUUUGGAAAUUAUAAAAUUGAAUUGGCUGCAUUGAUUUAUCAUAGUCUAAUCAUAUUUGAACCAAGCAGCUCAGUAAGGAUUUCAAAAAAUAGAAGCAAUAAUUUCUUAGGAAUGUUUUCUUACAAUUACUCAAAUUAUUUGCAUGGAGAUUUAUUACCUAAAUAACCUUUAAAUAAUUUUAAGCUGAUUUAUCUCUGAUCCACUCUGUCAACAGUCAGUUCAGGACAACUGUUGGCAAGACAAGACACAUGCCUUUCACAACAAGGUGCAAAGAAGCAUUUGGAGGAGAAACAACAAAUCCAGUGCAAAUUACAACUCUCUGAAUCUUGUGUCCUUUUUCGGCCUAUCAUAGAUGGGCCUUUGUAUAAAAUAUGGAAAGUUCCCCACCUCAGAAGUCUGACCAGCAGGGACGCUUUGAACGUAGACUCCUGCUCCAGGGAAUCAGAAUUUCCCCAUCACUAGCCACAGGUUUAUGAGCAACUUUCACUAUGGAAAUUCUGGCUGACUGAUUCAGUUGUGAAACAUGCCAAAUGUUCCCAAGAAAGCUAUUUUUUGUGUUUGUUUUAAGGGGCAUGGAUACUAUAGCAGGGGAGUCUGUCUCUCGUAGGAAUUCCUCUUGUCCCAGAGCAGUUCAAUAACUACAUGUCAGAGGUGGCUGUAUGGGGAAGUACGUUGUUGAAGGCAAAUAGUCUCUCUAGAAUCCAUAUACCUACUCGUGGGUUUUGGUGAUCUAGGACUUGCUCCAAAGCCCAGGGAAGUCAAUGCAAGGACUUUCAUUCACUCCAGUGGGCCUUGGAUCAGGCCCUUAAUACCCAUUAACAACUCUCUGGAUUAAGACUAAAUUUACAAACGGGAGGAGGAGGAAAUUUAAAUAGUUUUGCUGGAGACAACAGAACCACAGCUGGUGGGCUCCCUCCUUGAAGCCUGUUUUGAUAGUCCAGAUUAUUUUUGUUCAACAUUUCCAUAUUUUUCCUAACUGCAAUUUAAUGUGAUUUGGUUGCGUGACAUCCUGUGGUUCAGUACCUAGUUUUACCUCUAGUUUAUAUAUAGAGUGUAAAAUGUUCAGUGACAGAACUAGAGAUAAAACUAGGAACUGAACUGUAUAGUUGGGGCCAAAAUAUCCUUGUUGAUUGUAUGCUCUUCCUGAAUUGUACUAAGUAAUGUGUUUUCACUUGAGUUCUUCCCGUUUUCCCCAUUUCUUAGUCUGCUGCAAGAUGAACUAAGCUAUAAAAUAUAUAUCCUGUUUAAAGAACACCUGCAUGAAAUUCCAAGCAUCUGAAGUAUCUGUUGUGGAAGAGCGAUUGGUUUUUAUUUGCAGCUGUCUUUUCCUUGUUUUCUGUUGAUAGGCCAAAUAAAUGUAAUGCACGCCAAAUGUUGCACAUGAAUGGUAUUGAUGACUGUGUAAGAAAUACCAAAUUUUAUUUUUCCUUAAGGUGAUUUUUAUGGCUAUAGAUAGUUCUUGAGCUUAAGCCGCCACACUGCAAAUUUGUAAAUUUUCAUUGAAAAGGGUCAUUCUCAAAGGAUAAGCUACCCAAAGUUUUCUAUUUCUCAUGUUGCAUCCAGAAUAAGCAUAUUGCAAAUGCAUCUUCUCCUUACUCAAAUGUUGAACUGUUUUUAUUUUAAGGGAUUUUUCACUUCAGCAAGGGGAAAUUGUAUCAGGACUUCCACAAUCUCACUUGUGCAUGACUUCAGCCAGUCAGGGCAGAAAGGUACCACCAUUAAGAUGCUUGGUUUUGCCCUGAUUAAAUUGAAGAUAAUUUCCUGUAAGAGUGAUUUGAAUUUCUAGACCUGAACAUCCUUCAAAUUUGUCUUGCUUUUAACCUUGCCUUUCCAGUCUGCAAACUGUUGCUGUGGCCCUCUGCGGGACAAAUAGUUUUGUCUGAUGCAGAGGGGACUAAAAACCUGUUGCAUCAUACAGCAUCCUUUUUAACCCGAUGGCAAUAGGAGCUGUCACUUCUGAUGCCAGCAGUAAACAGACGACUUGUAGUGCUGUAGCUGCUGUCACUGUAACACAACUGCUAACAAAUCUUUUCCCCAGCAAAUAUUUCACCCUAAUAUAAACAUACCGGGUCUCCAGUGCAAACUUCUGUAAGAGAGAACCCACCACAUGAGUUCACGUUCCAUGAACUCUGGCUCCUUUUUUUCAAAUUUUAAAAUCACAUUUAAAGAUCUAGGAAUGUACCCCUAAAACACUAUUAUUAGCAUUAUUGAUAUAAUACCCACUAGUGCCAGAUUAUUGCCAAGUUGUAUUUAGUAGAACAAACCUCAGAUGGAAUUAACUCUGAACAAAUUGGUGGUUCCUAAUUUUUCUUUCUGAUGUAACAUGGACACUCAACCCUUUUGGUAGCCAAAUGACCAGCUUAUUUAAAAUGCCUCCUAUUAAUAGAAAGCUGCAUAUAGGCAUCUCCUAAUGAAAAAAAAUUUGGUUCCAUUGUGAACUGGCCAUAUGACAACUACUUUUUUAUCAACUUAUUAAGUUGGGGCACUAUAAUAGCUCUUGCUGAGUUUAGCAAUGUUUAUAAGCGUGUGUUAAACACAUAAUUUUUAUGAGGAAAAAGGGAUAAAGAAAAGCAAUGUCACAGAUGAAUGUGUUUUGAGUAGACAGCAUACUUUUUUAUUUCUACACUGUUAAGCUUAUUUUCUGUUUUUAAGGUCAAACUUUAUUGCAUGAGAAACUUUUACUGUGUUCUGCACUUUGUUCUCUUUUGUAUAAUCUUGAUUUUUUCAUUUAUGCAUAGAAAAAAAUGGAUUUAGAAAUACUCUACUCCACAUUGCAUUGUGUUCCAAUCUGUUGUUCUACAAUUCAAUCUUAAUAAACCUUUAAAUAAGA